Messenger RNA from Hemicordylus capensis (graceful crag lizard), 2933 nucleotides. RefSeq names its product deubiquitinase DESI2-like. The record is from RefSeq and is a predicted model, not a curated record. Lineage: Eukaryota; Metazoa; Chordata; Lepidosauria; Squamata; Cordylidae. Gene Ontology annotation, molecular function: deubiquitinase activity. The transcript is spliced from 5 exons. Gene Ontology annotation, biological process: protein deubiquitination. Bases 1669 to 2259 code for a protein of 196 amino acids.
CUCAGCUACGCCUCCAACCCCGAUGAGGUAAUCCCAGCUCCCUUUUUUGGCUACUCCAGCAGGAUCUGCGCUUUUCCAGCUCUAAGGUCAGCUUCCUCCCCUCCCCGAAAUCCACUGGCUAAGGGAAGACAUCCCCCGACACCUCCCCCUCCCCCAGGCUCCCUCUCCCCGCUUUUGAAUGCACAUCCCACUAUGGUUUUUUUGGGAGGGGGAGGGAGGAGCAAGCACAGGAAGAAAUAUACCGCAAUGGGUUUCACAGUUUAUUCUGGCCUCCAGCUCCGAUCUGAACAGGAUUGACGGGGUUUCGCCAAGAAUUUGCAGUGCUGCCAGAACCCACAGUCCCAACUAACCGCGGGACAGGAGAAAGUCCAGAACAAGCACCCCGCUCCCCGCAAGAAGUCGUAACUGCCAUCUCUGCCCUCAUUCGUUAGCUCCUGGUUGGUUCAACGUCUCCCUUCGGAGAUGCAUCACCUCAGGAAAAAAUGGAGUGGUACUCUUCAGCUUUUUCCAGGCACCGGGGGAUGUUGCUGUUGGGACGAACGGGUUCAGAAUUAAGGGGCAUUUUUAGCCCCCCAGUGCUGAGACGAGCAAAGACUUUGCACUCAGAAUUCCCCGGGUCGCUGCUGCUCUGCCUCGAGCAGCUGGAGAGCAAUUUGCCCGCUAUUCUCCCCAACAGGGACCACCAAGAGCAUAGUUCCGCGGGAUGGACGUUCGAGUGGCUUCAGGACCCUGGACAGCUCCCCCGGCCUCCCACUGAAUGUUUUGGUGCAGGUCCCAUUUCCCCUUAAGGCAGCUCCCCCGUUGGGAAUUUAUUCUGGAGCCUGAAAUGGUUGUCCAAGCCUUUCCUUGCUAUUUUAAAUAACCCCGAAGAGCCGGCUUAUUUGUCACAGAUCGGUCGAGGAGUCAAGGUUUGGACAGGUAAACUUCAGUACCUCGAUAGCUCCCUCCAAGUGCAAGUCUUUGGGGGAAAGUGAAAGAAGAGAACCAAAUAAGCCUCGGCCGCCCUGUUCUUUCUCCUUAGCUGAGUUUAGAGGUUCUCUGUACACGUAGGCGCACUCGCCCUGUAUGCGAGUGAUGUGGUGCUGAUCUUCGCUCGAAGCUGGCUUUCAGAGCACCUCACCCCCCAUGCCGCUACAUAUUUUGAAGCUCACUUUAAAUAUUUAUUUCUGCUUCGCUGUAACACUACUCUGGAUUCCUCCACCCGCCCCCAGUUACUCCUUUCUUGCCCCUGCGAUGUUUCCCCCCUGUUCCGGGAGAUUUAGAGCCAGGGCUGGUCUCUAAGCAAAGAAGCUCGUAUUUGGUGUUGGUUGGGAUUUGCAAUUAGGAGACAGAACGAGGACUCCUAUGAAGAUGCUGUGCAAAUACCGCCACAUCCAUCAGCUGCAGCAUUCACACGAGUGACUGUCCUGUUUCCGGGUGGAAAAGGAGAAUCUUCACCAAGAAACUUUGGCAUCAAAGAGGGGGGAAAGCCCUCCCCGGAUAUUCCCAGUGUACCUGACUGUUCAUAGGGUUAUUGUAGCAUGGGGAUUGUUUCCCCUGGUAGCUAAGCUUAUCUGAAAGAAAAAGGAAAAAGAAAAUAAAAUAAAAGAGAAAAAUCCCAUUCCCUCGGGCACUGCUGCAUCUGACAGGGAUUUAAGGGCUUACAUUCAGCCUUCGCUGCAAUCCACAAUGGCAAAUGAACCGGUGAUUUUGAAUGUUUAUGACAUGUACUGGAUAAAUGAAUAUACAUCCACAUUGGGUAUUGGAGUCUUCCACUCUGGCAUUGAGAUCUACGGCAGAGAGUUUGCCUAUGGAGGGCAUCCAUACCCAUUCAGUGGGAUUUUCGAGAUCACACCAGGCAGUGCUGUAGAGCUUGGCGAGACCUUUAAGUUCAAAGAAUCCAUUGCCUUGGGCACCACAGAUUUCACAGAAGAAGAUGUGGAUAAAAUCAUGGAGGAGCUGGGCAAAGAGUACAAGGGCAACGCCUACCAUCUCAUGCACAAGAACUGCAAUCACUUUUCGACUGCUCUCUCAGAGAUCCUGUGUGGGAAGGAAAUCCCACGUUGGGUGAACCGCCUGGCCUACUUCAGCUCCUGUAUUCCCUUCCUCCAAAGCUGCCUCCCCAAGGAAUGGCUGACUCCAGCAGCCCUGCAGAGCCACAUCAGCCUUGGCCUCCAUAAGGAAGAGCAGGGAGACACAACCGACGAAGACACCCCAUCCACUUCUGCAGCUGCCUCAGCCUCAGGCCCCUCACGAACCUGCAGGCAUACAAGGGUCUGAACUAUACUCAUCCAGCCUUUCAUCCAAAUCUCUCCCCUGCCCUGUUUUUUGCUCACUUUCCAUUCCUUGUAACCUCGUUACCUUCUCCCAAGGACAUGGUGGGGGGGGGAUGUCCAUUCAUUGAAGAGAUGGAACCUUCUUGCCUCUUUUUCAAAGUAUUGCUGCUACUCAGCAAAGCGACUUGUCACUCUAGAACUGCAUUGAAGACGGCUUGGUUUAAACUCCUGGGGGCAGCGUGUGCUUUCAGUCCAAUAAGCCAGAACAAAACUGCAGGAACCUCUGGGACAUGACAAAGUGGACCUGAAGGGUAGCCAUACUGAGAAGUUCCUUGGCUGGAACUCUUUUAAUCCUUUGAUUCCUCCUGUCCUGCACAUAGGCCGCCUUCUCUCCAGUUUUUCCAAGGUUACCUAUCCACAGUGCACCUCCUUUAAGUACCAAAAUUAUGAACCGGAAUCAGAGCUUAAUUUUCUCAUCCCUAAGACCAGCAAAAAGCUCCUGUUAACUCCGUCUCCUCCUUUCUCUCUUUUGUAAUCACUAGUUUCUAAGUCAUCAGAAGGGCAAAUGAAAGGUGCUGCCAUCCUACCACUGCAGAUUUUUGUGUGAAUUAAAAUACUGUAUGAGCGAUUGAGGCCUCUACCCUUCAGUGACAAUAGCAAAACUAAUCUAGAAAUGAA